GUGUGUAAAUGUUGUUGGUGUACUAGUAUUUAAUGUUGCUGCGGGAGGAAGAGCAAAUGAAAAAGAGACAAAAAAACACAUAAUUUCGUACAAAUAAUUACAAAGCAAUCGCAAGUGACGCCAUUUUUUACAUAAAUCAUAUAAUUUUAUUCAGUUUUUACAAAGAACAAUAGACUCGGAAAGAAAAAUCCAUAUUCUGGCAGCCCAUAAAAAGUGUGUGUAUGCUAAAUAGUGUGUUGGAUUCUUUUAUUUUUAAAUUGUCGACGCAUUUACGAACUUUGAAUUCCUUCGUUUUUUAAUGAGUUUAAUCAAUUUCCUCAAUCCCAAAUUAAAACCCACGGUUGAGUGUGAUGCCGUCUGUGAAGAUGGCUAUGGGGUCUCCAACCUAAUAGCCGACGAUGCUGAACAGCUACAGCGUGGCUUUAUGGCCUUCUCUGUGAGCAAGCCACCGAUUGAGAUUGUCUUUGAAUUCCCCAAGGCCAUCGACUUGAAGGUGAUUAAACUCUGGAACAGUCAUGGUGCUUUAAGGUCAACAGCAUUCGAGCUGCACGGCAAAUACGAGGGCAUUUGGGAGCGUGUAGCGUAUGUGCGUGACUUGGCCAAAGAUGUUGAUUCGCUGACAUUUUGCUAUCAAAGUGAUUACAGUUCAAAGAGUUCUGAACAGCAAUCGAGUGAAAAAGUGUUUUUCUUUAAGACAGCCCAUAAAAUGCUCUCCAAUACCAACAGUAUUAAAUUGAUUAUACGUGCCACACAAAAAUGUCCCCCGGUCUUGCGUAAGGUGCAGGUUUGGGGCCUGCCAGCACGUUCACUAGACAAAGCCGACCGGGAGUUGGUCAAAAGUAUAUGGAAUGAAAUAACUAAUCCCUAUGAUUAUGGUGGCAUGCGUCAGCGUGAUGAUGAUGCCGGGCAAAGAUCACCUUCAAGGUCAAUACCAGAAUUGAAUAAAUAUUCAACACUUAAAAUACCGGAAGAGUUCCUAGAUGCUAUAACAUGGGAACUGAUGAUCUUUCCAACCGUUUUACCAUCCGGUAAAGUCGUCGAUCAAUCCACAAUCGAUAAACACUCCGAGGAAGAAGCCAAAUGGGGGCGUUUACCUUCGGAUCCCUUUACUGGACUUGAAUUCACGCCACACCGCAAGGCUAUUUUGAAUUUAGCCCUUAAAGCACGUAUUGAAAAGUUCCUAAUGGAGAAUUCUGAACAUUUUAAAACUGUACCACGUUCCUUGGGCAGUUCUCGAGUACGUCGCAGCAAAAAUAGACAUGCCUCGCAAUUUGCUAGUCUCUGUCAUCAGCAUACACCCGGUGUUUAUUCAUCCCUAUCGAAAUCUUAUAAAACUACAGCCACAGCAACCCUGUCAUCCACAGAUGGUAAUAAUACUGAUCUUAUUGGAACUGUAGGUUCAGCUUCCUCAUCGUUUGAUCUACCAGCUAAAAGGGCUAGAUUAAUGGAUUCAACUGCACUAGCAUCCUACACCACAACAACAGCCAGUAAAUCACGUUUAAAUAAGAAAUACACUACCUCGGUCACAUCCUCCACAACCCUAACUUCCUGCUCUACUCCCCUGCUGUUGGCCUCAACAGCUACCCAGACAUCUGCCACAGCUACUGCAUCAUUCUCCAAAUGUUCCACUUUAACUAGAGAAGCCAAUGCUGCCAAAACCACAACCACCAGCACUUCUGCCACAGCAACUUCCACCUCCUCUGGCAUAGAUCAGGCCAUACAACAAGCUUUACAGAAAAUUACACGAUUUUCACAAUUACCCCUAAAGCCUACACCACAGCCCGUGUCUUGUAUUAAAUGUCAGACCACAGAAUUUUCUUACGAAAUACAAACUUGUGGUCAUUUGGUGUGUCGCGAAUGUUUGGUCACGCUUACACGUGAUGAGCAAUGCAUUUGUAGUGUAACAUUUCGUUCUGCGGAUGUGGAACGUUAUCAUAGAUUGUAAAUUAAUAACAAGAUGGAAGAGAAUUCAAUUUUUAAUAUUUUGUUAAAGGGUUCAAAUAGCCAGCACUACACGAGGGAGAGAAGGCGGUAAUCUUGGAAAGUCUUUUAAGCAAUAAAACAAUAUACAUAUUGAUUUGUUUGUUUUUGUAUUAACUGCAAUCCUAAACGUAAAAUCCAUAUAUCUGCCAAAGUAGUGCCGUGUUUUUUUGAACCCAGACAAACAUUUUAUUAAAUUUAUUUGCUUUUAUUAUUAGUCGUCAAUUUGUUUAAUCUAGUUUAUUUACAAAAGCAGGUUACUUUUUUUUUCAAAUAAUUUGUUUUAAGUUUUAGUAAUUAGAUUUUUAUUAAGAUUGGGAUACAUGAUUCAUGGUCACAUUAAACUAAAUUUGAAAGCUUAAAAGUUUUAAUACUCAUUUUGUUUGUCCAAAACAAUGUUACAGUUUAAAAUUUAACGAUUGACCAAGAUGGAAUAUUGAAUUAUAGUUGAGUUUCUUUUUUUUUUUAGUAAAAUAUGCUGUUACUGAGUUUUUAGUUGGUUUAUUAAGUUUAAAUUGUUUUUCAAAUAAAGUUAAUAUUAAUAGUUUAUUAUUUUAGAAAAAUAAUAAAAAAAUAUUAAAAAAUCAAAAUAAAUUAAAGUUGCAAAAUUGUUCUUAUUUAUUUGGCAUUAUCUCCAAAAAAUUUUGUUGGUAAAUACUCAGUUUAACAGUGUAUUUUGUAUACGUUUUUAAUUUUAUUUUUAAACAAUUUAUCUCAUAUUCUACCACCGUGCAUUAAAGCAUAAAUAUUAAAUAUUAAUUUUUUAAAAUAAAUUUCAUUUAUAGCUUUAUUAAAUUAUUUUUUAAAUAACUAUUUGUUUUUUUUUUUUUUACACAAUACACUACAAUCAAGAGUGCAAAUUAUCAAUAUACAAAAUAUAAUUUUAUUGCUAAUUUUAUUAUGUAUUUCAUUUCAAACUUUUUAUUAAUAAGCCGAAGAGUAAAUAAACCAACAAGAAAACCCUCAAAUAAAUGAAACGUAUGUUUCCUUAAAUCAACCACAAUUUAAUUAAUAAGUCAACAAAAAUAAUUUAAUAAAUUGCUUAAAAAAUAACAUUUAAACAAAGCAAUUUAUAAAAUAUAUCAUAUAUAUUUUUUCAUAAACAUAUUUUAGAUAUACAAAUAAAUAAUGAAAGAAAAAAAUCAUUAGCUGUUUAGAAAUUUAACAUACUUAACAGAUAAUUCAUCCAUAUUUAAAAUACGCAACAUAUAUAGAUAUACUUAUGUGUAAUCUUAUAUAUAAAAAAUCCAAUAUAUUUAGAUUUAUCAUUAUCAUCCAUACCAACAUAAAUAUUUGAAAAGUAAAUAAAUUAUCUAUGAGUAAUAUCA
This is a messenger RNA of Lucilia sericata (common green bottle fly), 3308 nucleotides long. Its product is annotated as RING finger protein 37. The transcript has 2 exons. Gene Ontology annotation, biological process: protein polyubiquitination. Gene Ontology annotation, molecular function: ubiquitin-ubiquitin ligase activity; ubiquitin protein ligase binding. The coding region runs from base 299 to 1945 and encodes 548 amino acids. Gene Ontology annotation, cellular component: nucleus. NCBI's taxonomy places the organism in Eukaryota, Metazoa, Arthropoda, Insecta, Diptera, Calliphoridae. The record is from RefSeq and is a predicted model, not a curated record.